UCGCGGGCGCUGGCCACGCCCCACUUUGUUCUCCGACCCGAUUCUGGGUCAGCUGGUGCCGGCGUCAGGCGGAGGGAUGGGCUGGCUCAGCUCGACCCGGCAGGGCUUGUUUACAAUGGCUGAUGAUCUGGAGCAACAGCCUCAAGGCUGGCUGAGUAGCUGGCUGCCUGCUUGGCGCCCUACUUCAAUGUCUCAGCUGAAGAAUGUGGAAGCCAGGAUCCUCCAGUGUCUCCAGAACAAAUUCCUGGCCCGAUAUGUGUCCCUUCCAAACCAGAACAAGAUCUGGACAGUGACUGUGAGCCCAGAGCUCAGGGACCGCACCCCCCUUGUGAUGGUGCACGGCUUCGGGGGUGGCGUGGGCCUCUGGAUCCUCAACAUGGAUUCACUGAGUGCCCGUCGCACACUGCAUACCUUCGACCUUCUUGGCUUCGGGCGAAGCUCAAGGCCAGCAUUCCCGAGGGACCCGGAGGGGGCCGAGGACGAGUUUGUGACUUCAAUAGAGACAUGGCGGGAGACCAUGGGGAUACCCAGUAUGAUCCUCCUGGGGCACAGUUUGGGAGGAUUCCUGGCCACUUCUUACUCUAUCAAGUACCCUGAAAGAGUUAAACACCUCAUCCUGGUGGACCCAUGGGGCUUUCCUCUCCGACCAACUGACCCCAGUGAGAUCCGUGCAUCUCCAACCUGGGUCAAGGCUGUGGCAUCUGUCCUAGGGCGUUCCAAUCCCCUGGCUGUUCUUCGAGUGGCUGGGCCCUGGGGGCCUGGCCUGGUGCAGCGAUUCCGGCCAGACUUCAAGCGCAAGUUUGCAGACUUCUUUGAAGAUGAUACUAUAUCAGAGUAUAUCUACCACUGCAAUGCACAGAAUCCCAGUGGCGAGACAGCAUUCAAAGCCAUGAUGGAGUCCUUCGGCUGGGCACGGCGCCCCAUGCUGAAGCGAAUUCACUUGAUUCGAAAAGAUGUGCCCAUCACCAUGAUCUAUGGGGCCAACACCUGGAUAGAUACCAGCACGGGGGAAAAGGUGAAGAUGCAGCGGCCAGAUUCCUAUGUCCGAGACAUGGAAAUUGAGGGUGCUUCGCACCAUGUCUAUGCAGACCAGCCACACAUCUUUAAUGCUAUGGUGGAAGAAAUCUGCGACUCAGUUGACUGAGUGGCUCUCCUGGAAGAAGAAGAGAAAGCCAGAGAGUUGCUCUUACCUCUGUCUGCUUACUCACCCCUUUGUCCUUUCCUCACCAACUAACAUGUGCCAGCCAGGCAGAGUCUUGGGCUGUCCCCACAGCAGGACCACAGGGAAAAGCACUCCUGACUCUACACCAGGGCUGGAGCUAGAAGCCACAAGGGGCCUCGAGCUCCCCACCUCUGGGAAGAACAUAAAGGGUUAUGUAGUGCCACCCAUUCUUUCCAUGCCAAGUGUCACCCAGAUGGUUGUGAAUGGAUUCCACCGAGCCAUGUUUCCUCCCUGUGCCAAAGGGAGGGAGGCUUCUCCUGCCCUGGGCAAAGGAGAGGCUCCCAGCAGCCUUUCCCAGCUCUGGAGUGUUUGUGGGAGUAGGUUCCAUGCAAGACCAUCUUCCUCUAUCACCCUCUGGUCCCCAUCCCAUUCCUUCCAUCCAGGGUCUAGUUGAGAACUGACUACCAACUACUAACUUCUUAACUACCAGGAGCAGGUCCUGGAGCUCCCUGGAAAUACUGAGUGCCUCCCAUGACCUGAGAGGUCACAGCCAAAGCUCUCAUUAGUGGGUGAGGAACAGGCCAGGGCAGGACAUGGCUGGCCUGUGGUGAUACCGCUCUGUUCCAGGAGAGCUAAGGCUAGAACCCAGGGCUGCUGGCACCCAGUGCUCAUUGCAGACUCUAUUUGCUAAGGUUCAAGGCAGACACCAUUGCCAUGGGGCUGGUCCUGGUCACUGGCAAAGGAGAAGACCAUCCUUGCCCUAUAUUCUAGCCCCAUUGCACAGGGAUGCUGUUGUCCUACUCUGUAUCUCAUCCCUGGCUGCCUAAGCUGGGGACAUGCAAGUGCUUCCUUCCCUGCCCCCUCUUCCCAUGUGGGAGAUAUCUGGGUCUCUCUCUCUGAUAGUGCCUUGGGCCCUGAAGCCCCACCUGUAGUAUAAAGCAAAGGUGGCCCCUGGUAGAGAUAAGGGAAAGGCCCUUCAGCCCCAGGACUGGGUCUGGAUUCUCCAUUCCCACUAGUAUCCAUGGGAUUUUCUACCUGCCCCCAGAGCUGAGGCCCACUGUGAGCCCCCUUGCCCAUGGUCCAGUGGGGAGCCUUAGGCCAGCAGUUCCCUGUCCUCAGCAGCCAGAGGAUAGUUCUCACUGCCUGGCCCUCCAUCCCUGCCAUCUGUCCUCAUGGUUUCAAGUUCAUCCCACCCCCAACCUCCCUGUCACUGUCUGCCAGGGGCUCCUUCCAGGUGCUGCUCUGAAGUUCUGGGCAGUAGGCUGGGCCUGGCCCCAGAACCAGGGCAGCUCCUGCCUGCUCCUUUUGUAAAGCCAACCCUUUCACCAGAAUUGUAUUAACUCCUGGUGCUUUAUACUCUGGUCCAGCUGCCUUGGGCCCCUUUUCUAUAUUAAUAAAGAAAUGAGUAAAAACUGCU
Molecule: messenger RNA, 2579 nt
Organism: Manis javanica (Malayan pangolin)
Lineage: Eukaryota; Metazoa; Chordata; Mammalia; Pholidota; Manidae
Gene: ABHD4
Product: abhydrolase domain containing 4, N-acyl phospholipase B
Biological process (GO): lipid homeostasis; phosphatidic acid biosynthetic process
Cellular component (GO): lipid droplet; mitochondrion
Molecular function (GO): lysophosphatidic acid acyltransferase activity; phosphatidylcholine lysophospholipase A1 activity
Source: RefSeq, a predicted model, not a curated record